AUGCCGCCCAAAGCAAUGGGAGCGUUCUUCCUGGGCCUCGAGCUUGCGACUGACCAGCUUCGAGCAUCUAUUGUCGAUGACAACCUGGAGUUGGUGGGCGUAGAGGCGGUAGACUUCGACACCGAGCUGCCGGAAUACCAGACUCAGGGCGGCAUUUUCACCACGCCUGGUGAUGCAUACACCACGCCGGUGGAGAUGUGGAUGAAGGCCUUCGAUGUACUCUUGGAGAAACUGAGCAAGGCAUACGACGUGUCGAGGAUCAAAGGUAUUGGCGGGGCUGCGCAGCAUGCGCUCGUAUGGUGGAAGGCGAGCCAGAUGCCGCAACUGCAGAACCUUGAUCCGCGGCUGCCCGUGCACGCGCAGAUAUCCCCUCAGUCAUUCUCGUUGCCCAACUCGCCUGUUGCGCAGGACACGUCGGCGCACACGCAUGCGCUCGCACUGGAGGCCGCGCUGGGCGGGCCCGACCUGAUGGCAGCUCGCGUCGGUACGUGUGCGCACGCGUCGCUCCUCGCAGCGCAGCUGCUCCGCGUACGCGAAGCGUGGCCAGAGGUAUGGGCACGCACGGGGCGCGUGCAGGUUGCUAGCUCGUUCCUCGCUAGCCUUGUCUGUGGCGCGUUCGUUGGCAUGGGGGAGGCGGAGGCGUGUGCGACGGGCCUCUGGGCGCACAGCGGCGCACAAGCAGGCGGCGUUCCGAGCCAUUGGGACGACGAGGUCAUGGAGAUCGUAGGCGGGAAUCGGGAGGAAGGUAGGCGUAUCUGGAGUUGGCUAGGCGAUGUGGAUAUCUCAGGAGGGCGGAGGAGAAUUGGGAACGUUUCGCGAUACCUGGUGGACCGAUAUGGGUUCGAUCCUGACGCUAUCGUUACGCCUUUCACUGCAGACUAUCUUUCGACAUACCUCUCUGUGUGCCCAACGCCUUCCGAUGCCGUCCUGUCCUUUGGGCCCAUGGAUGUUAUGCUUGCUCCGGCAUCGAACUAUGUACCAACUCGUCUGUACACUUUGUUCCCACACCCCGCCCAGGAUGCUAGCGAGAGGAAGCGUUAUGUCGCAAUGCUGACCAGCAGGAAUGCAGAUGUACCAAGAGCCCUCGUUCGUGACAUGUACACGAAGAGUUGGAGCGCAUUCGACCGCUUAGUAGCCAUCGUUCCCCCUGGCGGCUCGAUUGGCCUUGAUGACAAGCUCUUCAGCUUCUGGAUUCUGCAGGCGGACAGUUACCCGUUUUCCCAUGUGAAGGGAAUCUACCGUUUCGAAACCGGGGUGAAAGUCAACGAAUUCCGCGAUUUGCGCGCGAACCCCCGAUGUCUACUCGAAAGCCAGAUCUUGUCCUUCCGCGUCCGCUGGUCUCGUCUGGCAGCUACGGGUGUACUCGGUUCCAAUGCAGGGCGCAGUCGUGGCGCAAAUUCUUCUCCCAGCCCUAUCUCCCAGCAAAAACGCAGUGCAAGCAACACAGCCAACCACAUGGGCCUUCCUUUCGAUCCAUACGACUACACUCCGCUUCCCUCACGCGUCAUUUGCACUGGCGCCGCCGCCAAUUUCCCGUCAAUCGCCAAUCUUGCGGGCGAUGUCUUCAAUGCACCGGUCUUGGUACCUACCACUCAGGUCGAUGCAGCGCAAGUCGUGCCACACCGGAACGCUCCGCCCCCAGGAUUCCCCGCUCGCGCAGCGCUUGGAGGUGCCUACGUUGCCCGAUGGGUGUGGGGCAAGGAGAAGGGCACGCCCGCUGGUACCGGCCGCGGUGGCUUCGAGGAAGAGAUUAAGCGACUCCUCGCAAAGCGCUGGGCAGUAGCAGGCGGUGUGCCUAUUCGGACAAACGUGAACGCUCCGGGCACCAACAGCAGGGCGCCAAGUGCUACAGGAAGCGGCGCGAGCACGCCCUACGGACAUGGGCCGCGCUCAGCUCUUGGAGCCACAAUCCUCGUCGAGGAAGAGGAAGAGGAGGAAGAGAUGGACAAAAUGGGUGGAAUGCAGAGCUCCUUUGGGAUGAACUCUGGCUUCGGGGAGGGAGAUCUUGGCCGACUGAGAACGCUCACUAGCUCCACCGCCGGCACGACGAUGACGGGCAGCACGAUAGAUACGCCCUCGACGGCCUACACCACACCCGACCUCAGUGGCACCAAUACCGUAAACGCGGACGGGACUGGGGUAGAGGCUGCAGUACCUUCCACCCCAGCCGCAUUGACUCCGGUCACUGCAAUGCCGACGUCCGAGGCGGAGGUCCAACUCGGCCUCGUCAAGGUUGCAGAGCCCGACGUGGAUGCGUUCAUGUCAUACGCCGCUAUCGUGCCAGAAUACUGCAGGCUAGAGGGUUUACUGGUAAAGUCGAUCGUGUAACCGCUUUCUUACACCGUCGCUCUAGCCUGAUUGCUGUGCUUUCGAUGCGCUAUUUUGCAAUCGGUACAUAUCGUCCGCACGGGCGAGCAAAAAUUACAUACAGAAUCUCCAUGUCUGACGGUGCCAACGCCGCAUGGACUGGAGUCGCCGGGCAUUUUGUUAUGACUCUGGAGCAUUUGUGAUAUAUAGAUAGCAAGCAUUGGUAUUUUGUUUAUACCCUGUAUCACGGCUAGGGCAGCUCGAAAAAGGGGUGUGUUCUUGCCACUGGGACAGGCUCAAGUACAUAGUUCGUAAUUAAUACAUUUCGUUAUUGUCAU
Messenger RNA from Postia placenta MAD-698-R-SB12, 2645 nucleotides. RefSeq lists its product as hypothetical. Gene Ontology annotation, biological process: xylulose metabolic process. The coding region runs from base 1 to 2328 and encodes 775 amino acids. Gene Ontology annotation, molecular function: D-xylulokinase activity. The transcript has 7 exons. Gene Ontology annotation, cellular component: cytosol. The record is from RefSeq and is a predicted model, not a curated record. NCBI's taxonomy places the organism in Eukaryota, Fungi, Basidiomycota, Agaricomycetes, Polyporales, Adustoporiaceae.